CUCCCACUCACCAUUGUCAAAAUUUCAAGCUCCUAGCCAAAACCAUUUCCUUUUUCCAGUUUCCUCUCCUGACCUCUAUCUUCCCUCGCCCAAACAUUCACAGGAAGAGGGAUUUCAUUUCGACUCUCGAGCAAUCCCAGUGGCUGGUUGGCUUGCUUGCCCUCUCGGAAGAUUUUUUGCUUUGGCUUGAAUUCUUUUUCCUAGCUAGUUGCUCAUUAAUAAAGUCGUCCAAGUCUUGUUUGGGGUACUUACUGGGUCAACGUGGAGGAGUUCUCCCCUUCCGCGCCUUGGAGAAAGUAUGAUCGAAUUGGAGCUCUUGUAACUCGGAGGGACGAAGGAAGGAAACGCGGCAAUAAUGGAGUGGCCGGUUGGGGCGAUCUGGCACUCCGGGUUUUAUUGCUUAAUUUUGCUCCUCCACUUCGCUUACAGAGUUGCCUCCAACGCUGAAGGUGAUGCCUUGAAUGCAUUGAAGACAAAUUUGGCUGAUCCAAAUAACGUUCUGCAAAGUUGGGAUCCUACCCUUGUCAAUCCUUGUACUUGGUUUCAUGUCACCUGUAACAGCGAGAAUAGUGUGACACGAGUUGAUCUUGGAAACGCGAAUCUAUCAGGUCAACUGGUUACCCAGCUUGGUCAGCUUCCAAACUUGCAGUACUUGGAGCUUUACAGUAAUAAUUUAAGCGGCAGGAUCCCAGAUGAGCUUGGAAAUUUGACGGCAUUGGUGAGCUUGGAUCUUUACUUGAACAACUUGACUGGUCCAAUUCCAGUGACUCUGGGGAAGCUUGAAAAACUCCGUUUCCUGCGUCUCAACAACAAUACAUUAUCAGGAACUAUCCCUAUGACUCUAACUAAAGUCAUGUCCUUACAAGUCCUGGAUCUCUCAAACAAUCAACUAACAGGAGAUAUUCCUGUUAAUGGUUCUUUCUCUCUAUUUACUCCUAUAAGUUUUGCUAAUAAUCGACUGAAUGUACCUCCAGCUUCUCCACCACCUCCUCUUCCACCAUCAGCACCCACUGCUUCUAAUGGAAACAGUGCUACUGGAGCUAUUGCUGGGGGAGUUGCUGCAGGUGCUGCUCUGUUGUUUGCUGCUCCUGCAAUUGCCCUUGCUUAUUGGCGGCGAAGAAAACCACAAGAUCUUUUCUUUGAUGUGCCUGCUGAAGAAGAUCCAGAAGUCCAUCUUGGACAGCUUAAAAGGUUCUCUUUGCGUGAACUGCAAGUUGCAUCAGAUAAUUUUAGCAACAAAAACAUCUUGGGCAGGGGUGGGUUUGGCAAGGUGUAUAAAGGACGCCUGGCUGAUGGUACUCUAGUAGCUGUGAAGAGAUUGAAGGAGGAGCGUACACAAGGUGGCGAGCUUCAAUUCCAGACAGAAGUAGAAAUGAUCAGCAUGGCUGUCCAUCGCAACUUGCUUCGGCUACGUGGCUUCUGUAUGACACCAACUGAAAGACUACUCGUGUAUCCGUAUAUGGCUAAUGGAAGUGUAGCAUCAUGUUUGAGAGAGCGUGCGGAUUCACAGUCUCCUCUCAACUGGCCAAUAAGGAGGCGAAUUGCACUAGGUUCCGCUCGCGGGCUGGCUUAUUUGCAUGAUCAUUGUGAUCCUAAGAUCAUCCAUCGAGAUGUGAAGGCUGCAAAUAUAUUGUUGGAUGAGGAAUUUGAAGCAGUAGUUGGAGACUUUGGGUUGGCUAAACUCAUGGACUACAAGGAUACUCAUGUCACCACUGCUGUACGUGGCACUAUUGGGCACAUAGCCCCCGAGUACCUAUCAACUGGCAAAUCAUCUGAGAAGACUGACGUUUUUGGAUACGGUGUCAUGCUUCUUGAGCUCAUCACUGGACAAAGAGCUUUUGAUCUUGCUCGGCUUGCAAAUGAUGAUGAUGUCAUGUUACUUGAUUGGGUGAAAGGGUUACUCAAGGACAAGAAGUUAGAGACAUUAGUGGAUGGCGAUCUACAAGGUAACUACAUUGACGAGGAGGUAGAACAAUUGAUCCAAGUGGCUCUCCUAUGCACGCAGAGCUCUCCCAUGGAACGUCCGAAAAUGUCAGAGGUCGUUCGAAUGCUUGAAGGCGAUGGCUUGGCUGAGAGAUGGGAAGAGUGGCAGAAAGAAGAGAUGUUCAGGCAAGACUAUAACCACACCCACCAUCCCAACAGCAACUGGAUUGUGGAUUCUACGUCUCAUAUUCCUCCAGACGAACUGUCAGGUCCCAGAUGAUAAUGAUGAUUGAUCCUCCAUAAUCAGUCCAUCACAAGAUCACAUUGUCUCCAACGUCUCUUGUCUGGUCAGUUGUCAGAACCACAGCAAUAAGCAGCAGCACCAUAGUGAGCAAGAAGAAGAAGAAGAUGACCAUGAAGAAGGCCAACAACAAGAUGAUGAAGGGCUUCAUGUGUCAGAACACUGCUCCUGCUAAAACAGUCAUAUCCCCUGCUGCAUUGUUUGUCUGUGGCGCCAACGAUCUCCCUCUUACUUCCGCCAUUGUUCCAGCUGCCACCAGGCCGCGGCUGCUUCUCCAGAAGUACAACAUAGUCAGCUCCUCCACGGCCGCCAAUUUUAACUACUCCAGGUUGCAGCAGCAGAAGCAGGUUGAGGCAGGGGAUCCCCUGAAGCUGUUGAAGAAACCCAACAUUGUAGUCGAUGACGACGAAGAUGGUAGCAAAAUCAUCCGCCACUCCUUCCAGGUGGUUGUAAUGAGAGUUUCACUUCAUUGCCAAGGUUGUGCUGGACAAGUCAAGAGGCAUAUUUCCAAGAUGGAAGGAGUGACAUCAUUCAGCAUAGAUCUAGAGGAACAGAAGGUGACAGUGAUGGGCCAUGUUUCACCACUUGUGGUUGUGCAGAGCAUUUCCAAGGUGAAGAGAGCUGAGCUUUGGCCCACUUCUCCUUCUUCUUCUUCCUCUGAUGUCUAAUUAAUGGAACACCAGAAGAAGAAGAAGAAUUGAAGUCAGUAGAGAGAGAGAGAGAGAGAGAGAGAGAGAGAGAGGGUAGUAUAUGUAUGUCAGUUGGCCAUUUUCCAUGUCUGGAAAUGGGGAUUGGGAAUUACCAAUGUACUCUACUUGCAGAUAUCUCUAUCAGUUACUUACUGCUGUUACUUCCAUGCAUCUGCAUGAGCAUGAGGCUGUGUAGUGGCCUUAUUUAUUAGGUUACCUUCCCUUUGGGUGUGGGGCAAAUUCUUUGCCUCUUGCUCUUAUUAGUGUCAGUAUUAAAUGGUGUGGUCCUUAUGAGUUCAGGACUCAGGACCUUCCCUCUCUAUCUAAACUCUUAGUUUGCAAUGGUAAG
This is a messenger RNA of Linum tenue, 3262 nucleotides long. Lineage: Eukaryota; Viridiplantae; Streptophyta; Magnoliopsida; Malpighiales; Linaceae. The record is from the annotation of a GenBank genome assembly.